This is a messenger RNA of Phycodurus eques (leafy seadragon), 6636 nucleotides long. It is a transcript of the gene ccdc88aa, whose product is annotated as coiled-coil domain containing 88Aa. The coding region runs from base 324 to 5729 and encodes 1801 amino acids. The transcript is spliced from 28 exons. Lineage: Eukaryota; Metazoa; Chordata; Actinopteri; Syngnathiformes; Syngnathidae. Gene Ontology annotation, biological process: cytoskeleton-dependent intracellular transport; cytoplasmic microtubule organization. The record is from RefSeq and is a predicted model, not a curated record. Gene Ontology annotation, cellular component: centrosome; cytoplasm. Gene Ontology annotation, molecular function: dynein light intermediate chain binding; microtubule binding.
GAUGCUGGCGCUCAACUGUGCAGACCUUCAAGAAUCAUCACAACUAUUUGUGGGUGAGCAAGAAGGGAGGAAGGGAGGAAAGGGAACAACUGCCACCCCAGGCCUUUGCAACAUUUGGAUCAGUGGAGGAGGAUGCAGCAGUGUGUACGGUUUCGUAUCUGACUCAUUUGUUGAAGAUAACAUCUGAUGUAUGAUAAGAAGACAGAACAGAAGGUUGCUGCUUAGGUCGGCAUCGUGUACAAGUUUUAAAAAGAAAAUGUCCAAGCGAGUUAAAUGAGCCGGGAUUUCCAGUGGAUAUACUUUUGACACACUCUUGGGCGAAGAUGGAGAGUUGUGCUUUUCUGCCCUUCCUGGAGAAGUUCAUGAUGAGCCCACUUGUCACCUGGGUCAAGACUUUUGUUUCUCGUGACGAAGGCCAGCACGUGGACUUUAGUGAAUUACUGGAUGGAGUUUUUCUGAACGACGUCAUGAGCCAAAUACAUCCUCCAGCCGUACCUCAAGCUGCAAACAAAUUGAGAAAGGAUCCAAAUCAGAGGGUCCACAACUUGACCUUUCUUGUUCAGAAAAUCAAGACCUAUUAUCUGGAAAACCUGCGACAGUUGAUUAUGAUUCCUCUUCCAAAUGUGCUGCUGCUUUCAAGGACUCCUCACACUGAGCAAAGUCUGUUGGAAAUGAAGAAACUAUUGCUGUUACUCCUGGGAUGUGCAGUCCAGUGUGAGAAGAAAGAGGAGUACAUUGAAAUAAUCCAGACGCUUGACUUUGACACGAAAGCAGCCAUAGCUAUGCAUAUUCAAGAGCUAACCCACAGUCAAGACAACCUCCUAGAUCUGCAUUGGUUGGAGUGCAGUGAUAUGCCCGCUGUUGAGCUGGAGGUUGUCGCUAAGACUAUGGCUGUCAAUCUUCAGCACUUGCUGGACCAGAGGGACGCACAUCUGGAGACUAUAGCAGAGCUAACACCGGAAAGGGAAGGGGUGGUCCGUGUGCUCUGUAGCUCAUCCAGCCCACAGUCCGCCAUCUAUCCUCCCAGCAUGCAACAGCAGCAGCCGGGAACUCAGCAACACUUGGUGGUGGAGCUUGCCGACUCUAAGGCCAAGAUCAGACGACUUCGACAAGAGCUAGAAGAGAAGAGUGAACAAAUGCAGGACAACAGACACGAGCUUGAGAACGUGGAAGCAGAGCUAAAGAGGAUCCAGCAGGAGAAUUUGAAGCUGCUUGUAGAUGCCCGAGCAGCCCGCACCUACCGCGAUGAGCUGGAUGCACUGAGAGAGCGAGCGAUCAAAGCUGACAAAUUGGAGAGCGAGGUGGCACGCUAUAGGGAGCAACUGCACAAGAUGGAGUUUUACAAAGCCAAAGUGGAGGAGCUUAAGGAGGAUAACAGAGUGCUGCAGGAAACCAAAGAGGUGCUAGAAGAUCAACUGGCAGGCUGGAGGGCACGCUCAGAUAAAAUUCACCAGCUGGAGAAGCACAGCCUGUUGCUGAAGGCCCGGAUCCACGACAUGGAACAAGGAAGGGAUACAGAUCGUAAAUGCAUUGAGGAACUGCAGGAUGAAAACUUGACUCUGUGUUUAGCACAGAGGAGGAGCGUGGAGGAGUCCCAGCACCUGGGAUGGGAGUUAGAACAACUAUCGAAGACCACCGUAAACUCUCAGGGGCAGCAGACUUUCAGUGACGAGGUGAGCGAGCGGAUUCGUAGUCGGCUGUUGAAGUUGGAGAAGGAGAACAGAAGUCUCCUGAAGACUGUCGAGGAGCUCAGGGGUGUCUGUAUUCACAACAACGCACAGACCAACAAACACUGUCACCACAGUGAGAAGGAUCGUGUCCACCAGGUGGUCUGCUGCACUGACAAGUGGACAUCGUCAACGAAAGAAAACAUAAUGUCAUUGACUCCCUGCUCACAUGAGCAGAACUGCAGAAAUGUAUCCAACAUAGGUGCAGUGAAACAGAAGAUAUCCAAUACAGAUUCUCAAUACAAAGAGUCAGAGCAAGUCCACACAGAUGUCCACCUCUCAGCUAAUACAGCCCGUCAUAUUCAGGAGAAAGGACAGGUAGACGGCAACGACAGCGGAGAACAUUUUAAGGCAGUUAUGUCUGACCUGCAAGUGUAUGAAAAUAGUCACAAUGCUGCCCAUUAUUCUGUGGGAUCAAACAAUCCCUCUCCUGGCUCAAGAAGCAGCAGCUGCAGCCAUGACAGCACAUUCAUGGGCCUGCCAGCACGCUUCGCUAAUGCCAACAAGCACACAGAGCGUUUGGAGGCCAAAUGCAAGGCCCUGGACUCCAUUAAUCAACAACUGCAAACUUCCCUUGGUAACACUGAGCGAAAAAUCCAACAAUUGGAAGCUGAGGUUCAAGAACUGGAGGCAGACAACCAGAGCCUCCAGGCCAGUUUAGAGGAACUCCGGAUUACUGUGCGCCGUAUGGAGCAAGUGGAAAUAGAGAAGCAGAGUUUGGAACAAGAAACAGCAGCAUUGGAGAAGGUGAAGAGGCAACUGGAGAAGGAGAAUCGAAGACUGCGGCAGCAGACUGAAAUUCAAGAAGCCAAUUUAGAUAGCAGUAAUGUCUGCAUGGCGAGCCUGGAAAGGGAAAUGCGCUGUCUGGUGAAGGAGGUGGAGGAGUUAAGGGAGACUGCCGAGAGGGUCAAAAGGCUGGAGAGAGACAACAGAGAACAGGCCAAGCAAGCUGAUAUCGACCAGAGGACCCUGGACACGUUUAGAGAGGAGCUUGUUAGUGAGAAACUGAAGACCCGGCAGAGAGAAGAUGAACUAGAGCGUCUGUCCCAUGAGCAGGAGAUGAGGAUUCUCAACCGAGAGCGUAAGCAAUCUGUGGAACCUGACACAGCCGAACGCAGGUUCAAUGUGCUGGAGUCAGAGUUAGAGUUGACCAUGAAGAGGUCUAUACAAAUUAAAGAUAACAAGAUGGCUGUGCUGGAGGCCCGUCUACAAGAAUCCUCUACCCUUAAUCAGCAACUUCGCCAUGAGCUCAGAACUGUUAAACUGAGCUAUGAGGCCUUGCAACAAAAGCAGGAGGAGGAGCUGACUGCAUCCAGCGCCUCCCCACUGAGAGAGAAUGGAAAGGCAAUGAGUGAAUGGCUGCGUGAAAGCCACGAAGCCACCAAAGAGCUGUUGAAUAUUAAAGACAGACUGAUUGAAGUAGAGAGGAAUAAUGCAACACUGGAGACAGAGCGCCAGGCUACGCAGGCCCAUCUGAAGCAGCUGGCAAGUCAGUCUGAUAGUCAACAGGCUCAGAUCCUCGCCCUGCAGAGACAAGCUGCCUCCCUGCAGGAGAACAACACCGCUUUGCAGACACACAAUGCUGACCUGCAGGUGGAAAAUUCCACAUUAAACUCCCAGAUUGCUUCCCUGAUGGCUCAGAAUGCUCAGUUGCAGCAGCAGCAGGUGGGAACAGAAAGCGAGAGGGACAGUGCAGUGCGUGAACGCGAAGAGCUGCGUGGUGCUCAUGAACAGCUAUUACGUGAUCAUGAGCGUCUGGUGGCUCUCCACGAGCGGCAAGCCACAGAGUAUGAGGUCCUCAUGGGGAAACAUGGCUGUCUGAAAAAUGCCCAUCGGACGCUGGAGCUAGAGCACCGCACACUGCAGGACAGGUACAACAACCUGUUGCAGCAACGGACCAAAUUAGAAGAUCUGGAAAAAGCCCUGAAGGAAGAGCAGAUGAGGAUGAGUCUGGAGAAGGAAAAUCAUAGGACCGCUGCUGCUGAAUGUUGCAGGCUUCGGGAUGAGAAAGACUGGCUGAACCAAACUUAUCGUCAGCUUUUGAACGACAAUGAGCUGCUGACAGCAGAUCACAAGCAGCUCAAGAGCCAACUAAAUGAGAGCAAGCUGGCGCACACCUGGCUGGAGGCAGAUUUUUCCAAGCUCAAAAAGGAGUCUCAGCAACUUGAUAUCACCUCCACAAAGCUCACCAACCAGUGCGAGUUGCUGAGCCAGUUAAAGGGGAACCUGGAGGAGGAGAAUCACCAUCUUCUGAGUCAAAUUGACACACUGAUGCUGCAGAACCGAACUCUGUUGGAGCAGACAAUGGAGAGCAAAGAUCUGUUUCACAUAGAGGAGCGACAAUAUAUUGACAAACUUAAUGAUUUGAGGAGGCAGAAGGAGAAGCUAGAGGAGAAGAUAAUGGACCAGUAUAAGUUUUAUGAACCCUCACCUCCUCGCAGGCGAGGAAACUGGAUCACUCUCAAGCUGAAGAAAUUGAUCAAAUCUAAUAGCCAUGAACAGGGACUAGAACACUCUCUCACGCCAACGCAUUUGGAGGCACACCUCUCGUGUCACGACAGCAGCUCCUUCAUUAGUUCAGAUGGCUCUGGAGGCUCAACCUCCACAUCAGCAUGUGACGCCAUAUCACCGCAGCCUAACAACACCCUGAGCAGCUUGAUGUACCCCUCUGCCCCAUUGGAGCAGGAGCAGUGGGCAUACAGCUCUGAGGAGCUGGAAGGGUCGGAAGCUGAUGUGAAGGACAGGAAAAAACGAUUGACGUCAUUCCUUAGCACAUCCAUCUUAUCCACACUUCAUUUGCAUCCCACCACUGAACCAUCCAUCCAACUCCACACCACAGCCAAUGACACUGAUGUCCCAGAUGUGUCAGAGCUGACAGACAAGGAUUCAAAUGAUAGUGCUGUGCCAUCUGGUUUUGAGGACAACGACGAGCUGCAGCAUCACGGGCUUAAUGUCACCCAGAGUCGAGCUCAAAGUGAGAGCAGUGGUGAGUUCAGCAUGAGCCUGGAUAAUGAGCCAUGGUCAAAUGGCAGCAGCCCUGUCCAGCAGCCGCUGUCUCGCCACUCCUCUGUCUCGUACCAGCCGCCCAGUGACACCUCCACAACCCAGCACGCACAGCAAAGCUCCUCCACGGCACACGAGGAGAACGUCUUGGCCAUCCCUGUGACAAAUAGCCAGGAAUCAGACCUCCUAUCUCAACAGAAGGAGUCUACACCAAACCAGGACUUUUGGCUCACAAGGGGAACAAAGAGCAUUAGAAGGGGAUCGAAAGGAAAAGUGACACGUCGCCCGUCACAUUCAGGGGGCAUGUUAAGCACAAAUUUAAGAUCGAAUUCCAGUAAUACCGAAUGUACCCAGACUUCAUCUUGUUCACCAAUUACAGUGUUUUAUGUUCAGGGUAAGUCGUCCUCAAUGUCUGGGUGCCUCAAUUGCUUCUCUAAUCCGCUGGGAAAAGAAGGGCGACUCAAAGGGUACAGGUCGUCGAAAAGUCUUCCUCGCGCCAGCAGUGUCAUUUCCACAGCUGAUGGCUCAUCUAGACGCCCCAGCGUCAACAACGACUGCAAGGUGGGAGUCAAGACGGAGACACUUCCUGCCCCCAUCUCAGAAAAGCGCAAUAACCGAGAGAAACAAGAAAAAGCAGCCACAUCCAAUCAACAACCGCGACAAUUCAGCGAAAGUAGUGGGCCCGGGCUCAGUCCUCCAGUCAAACCUCCAAGAGACCCAACAGUCAUUGUUACCAAAGAACAUCCUAAUCCCCCCGUGCAGGAGUCGGAUUUAAACUCCCCAUUUAGCCUCAAUUCUGUCUUCUCAAACACAAUCUUCAGUGAUUCUGGGCGGAAUUGUCUGGAAGUGCUUGAGAGGAAUGACCAGACAGAUAUUUUUCUCUAUGAGUCCGCCUGCAAAAAAAACUACACUCCAGUGAGCCACAAGUCUACUCAUAACAAAGCAUUCACACUUAACAUGGAAAAUGUACAGAAUCACAAUCUUGAUAAUGGCAAUUGAUUGAAAGAAGGAGCAUAGAGUAUGAGUAAUCUUGUUCAUCUUCUGUUGCAAAUGGAUUCAUAAUAUUACCCACUUUUAUCUGUUACACGCUAAACGUGUAGCAAAUUUUUCCAGCAAUCCAUGUUUUUGUUUCGGUAUUUUAUUCUGCGCUUCUCAGUAAUUUACAGUAAAUGUCUUGUUCACACACUAAGCCAGAGGCGUCUUAACUUUCUCUUCUAAGGGCCACAUACUAAAAAAAAAAAAAGAUCUAAGGAUCCAAGAGCCACGGUCAUUCUUCACCUUUAAUUGAUUUCACAUGCUAAAACCAAUCCCUCACUGAAGGUAACGAUAUGCUGAGCAAUUAUAUUUUGUUUUCGAUGUAUAUUAUUCACAUACAUAUACUGUAUAUCCAGUUGCCUUGAUUCAACCUUUAGAGCAAAAAGUCAAGGAUUUUUCAGGAUUUUUGGUUAGCUGGUGCUGAAUACAUAUAUAUAUAUAUAUAUAUAUAUAUAUAUAUAUAUUCUCUGUGCCCCUUAUACUGAGCAGCAGCAGAAUCACAUCUGUUCUUCCAGAACCAAAACGAGAAUGUAAAUACUGUAGUGCAAUGCGGUCAAAUAACAUGUACAGGCCGUGUCAAAUGUUAACUCGAGUAAAAACGAACGGCACGCUCUCGUUUGGACACCCCUGUGAAGCUCUGUAAUGCAGUUAAGCCUCACUUCACCUAUCAGACAAAACCUUUAUUUGAAAUGUUUGUGACUUGCCGAAAGAUUUGGAUCCUGUAGUUGUGCCCUGGUGCUCAGUUCUUUGGACUUGUUAAACCUAGACUAAUACAUUUUAAUGUGUACCUGAAAGAAAUGUGAUGAUCAUAUGUGAUAAACCAUGUGUGUGAACCAUUGAAGCUGUAACAUGAACGCGUGUGGUUUUUCUU